AUGGGUUUCAGUUCGCUAGUGGAUCGCCAAAAGGCAUUGGGCGACAAAAUCAAACAAUUUAUUGGUAAUUGCAAAAAAGCUGGAAAACCUCGCAGAACUUCUCAAUUCUAUACAGACAAGAUUCAAGAAUUGCAAAGAUUGGGUGACGAAUAUCAUGAAAAUCAUCAGGAAAUUAUGGCUUCAGUGGACAAGGUUGACGACCAUGAAUACUUGGUGAACAAAGAGUAUCAGAGUAUUCUUAAAAUGAUUGUCGAUUACAACAAGGUUCUAGAAAUUGAAGCAAUAGAGCUAGAAAAAUCAUCUUCAGCAAGCAAUGGCACAACAAUUGAGCAAAACAAUCAGAUAAAUGAUUCAAACAUUCGGAAACUACUCCGAAAUCAGAAGGCACUCAUACGUGUAAUUGAAAGAACGAUAGAAGGAAUCAUGGUCAACAGGCAAGUUGAACAACCAUCUACAUACUAUUCUAUAAAGGCAGCCAGUCUUGAAGGAUAUAUGGUCGAUUUAACGGCAAAUAACACAACGUUAUGGGAAGCUACCGACGAAAGCAUCAUUGAGGACUACACACUGGAAAUGUUUUAUGAACUCGAGGAAAAGGCAGGAGCUGCCAUGAUCGAACUACAGCAACAUUUGCAUAAUAAUCAGACAAUUCGCAACUCAAGACAGACAGAUUGCGAAUUGCCUCUACCAAGAAUAUCACUACCAAAAUUUGAUGGAAACUAUAUGCGGUGGGUGGAAUUCAAGGACUUGUAUAUGGAAUUGGUCCACAACACGGACAUCAGUGACAGCAAAAAAAUGCAUUAUCUGACUACAUCAUUGGAUAACGAGCCAAAGGGGCUAAUUAGACAUCUUCCAGUAGUAGGAGAAAAUUACAAUAUAGCCUGGACUUUACUUACAAGUCGUUAUGAAAAUAAACGACUUCUGGUUACAACACUCCUAAAUAAAUUAAUGGGACAAUCCUCCAUUAAAAGGGAGUCGGCACCAGCAUUAAAAUCUCUACACGAUGUAAGCAAGGAAUGCAUACAUGGUCUCAAGGCUCAAGGAGUUCCAGUCGAACAUUGGGAUAUUAUCCUGGUACAUCUAUUGCUGCGCAAGCUGGAUGCAGAAACUCUAACAGCUUUCGAACAAGGGCUAUCAGACAACAAACGUUUAAUAACCAUUGAUGAAUUGCUAAAAUUUUUGGAACAUAGAUUUCAAUCACUUGAGGCUAGGGGAAAAGGAGAAUCAUCAUUCACUCGAACAUGUGCUUCAGCUACAAAAUUUGGUUUAAGUAAAACCUGUCCAAUUUGCAAUAAAGACGGUCACAUGGUCUACGCUUGCAAAAAAUUCGAGACGGCUAAUCUAUCACAACGAUGGAAUUGGGUUAAGGAGUUCAAUUUGUGUGUGAACUGCCUCAGGAUUGGUCAUCGAGCUGAUGAGUGUAAAUCAAGGCACUGCACUAAGUGUUCUAAAAAACAUAACACUUUGAUGCAUAAUCCAAAGGGGAAUCAAUACACAAAAGGUACUGUUCUUCAAGGAAAUAACUCGACGCCUCAACAAACAGGUCAAGCUUCAGUUUCAAACCAAUCAUCAAAUAAAAUAACUCUUUUAACAAACAAUACCAAACAGGAAUCUAAUUAUGUCUUAUUAGGAACGGCCAGAAUAAGAUUGCUGGCAUCAAAUGGAAGACAAAUUGAAUGCAGAGCAGUAUUGGACUCUGGCUCUCAAAUCAAUCUCAUAACAAACCGCCUGUCACAAAAAUUGGGCUGCAAGCCUAGGCCAACGCUUAUGAGUAUGGAAGGCGUAGGAGCAAAUGAAUCAAAAAUACGUCAUCAAACAAUAAUUCGAGUACAAUCAACGUUGAACGAAUUUGUAGCAGAGAUGGAUGCACAUAUCAUACCAAAAAUCGUUUCAGAUCAGCCAAUGCAGUAUUUGAAUAUCGAAUCCUGGGAUAUUCCAAAGGAAUUAACUCUCGCUGAUCCAGAUUUUAACAAACCUGGCCGAAUAGAUUGCCUGUUAGGAGCAGAGAUCUUUUUCAAGUUACUUAUUGAAGGUCAAAUAAAACUAGCAGGUAGUCUUCCAACACUUCAGAAUUCUAUUUUUGGAUGGGUUGUAGCUGGCAAUGUUGAAACUUUAAUUUCAAGCACGGCAACUUGUGGCAUAUGCACUACUAAGGAACUAGAAGAAUCUAUAUUGAAAUUCUGGGAAUCAGAAGAAAUUCCAGAUUCAACUUCGGAACUCACAGAAGACGAAUUGCGUUGUGAGUCACAUUUUUUGCAACACACUUUUCGAGGAAGUGAUGGCAGAUUUGUUGUAAAACUCCCACUAAAGAAUCAUCCAUCAGUGUUACCAGAUACAAAAGGAAUCGCUUACGAGAGGUUCAAGACAAUCGAGCGCCGUUUCAUUCAAAAUCCUGAUCUAAAGAAUCAAUAUGUUUCAUUUAUGAGGGAAUAUGAAGCAUUGGGACACAUGACAAAAUUCAGCGGUAGCGAAAUAAUAUCUCCCCAAUAUUUCAUCCCUCACCACUGUGUGCUACGUCCAGACAGCUCAACAUCAAAACUGCGAGUUGUAUUUGACGCAUCAGUACACAAAUUAUCAGAGCCAUCACUAAAUGACAUAAUGUUUAAUGGUCCAAAAGUUCAAGACGAACUGUUUUCGAUUUUGCUCAGAUUUAGAAUGCACAAAUAUGUUUUAAAAACUGAUGUGGAAAAAAUGUACCGUCAAAUAUGGGUUAACAAAGAUGAUCGAAAUCUGCAACUCAUAAUGUGGCGAGAAAAUCCCACAGAACCACUUAAUUAUUAUCAGUUGAACACAGUUACUUAUGGCACAAGAGCAGCACCAUAUUUAGCAACACGCUGUCUAACAAAAUUGGCGGAUGAAUAUCAAGGAAAUUAUUUAUAUGGCGCCACAUCUUUAAAAAGGGAUUUUUAUGUUGACGACGGUCUAAUAGGAGCUGAUACCAUCAACGAAGCGUUACUAAUUCAACAACAAUUAAUAACAAUUCUAGACAAGGCUGGAAUGAAACUAAAAAAAUGGUGUGCAAACAACCCAAAACUUUUACAUGGAAUCGCUACAGAAGAUCAAGAAGUAAAUCUCAAUUUUGAUUCCAAGGAAACCCAAUUCACAAAGACGCUGGGUCUUUUAUGGUUACCAAAGUCAGAUUCAUUUCGUAUCAAGGUUAACAUUCGAGACCAUAGUCACACAACAAAACGAUCUAUGAGCUCCGAUUUGGCACACAUAUAUGACCCUUUGGGUCUUAUUGGUCCAAUCUUGGUCACCGGUAAAAUCUUGUUGCAAGGAGCAUGGCAGCUAAAACUCGAUUGGGAUGAUGAUCUUCCGUCAGAAAUACGUAAACAAUGGACAUCGUAUAGAGAAGAUCUGGCCUUGUUGGACAAUGCAACAGUUGUGAGGCACGUAUUCAGCAGUCAAGGCUACAGCCAUGUUGAGCUGCACGCUUUUUGUGACGCCUCAGAAAAGGCUUAUGGUGCAGCAGUAUACAUUAGAACAGUACAAAAGGAUAAAACGAUAAAACUUAAUCUACUAUGCUCCAGAUCUCGUGUAGCACCCAUAAAAUCUCAAACAAUUCCACGACUAGAAUUGUGUGCAGCGUUGCUAGCAGCAGAACUCAUGGCAAGAGUUAAACUUGAUUUAGGCUAUCAAGACAAAGCAACUUACUUUUGGACAGAUUCACAAAUUGUGCUUUCCUGGAUAAACAAUCAUCCAGGCAAAUUACCCGUUUACGUCGCCCACCGAAUUGUAAAAAUACUUCGGUUAACAAUUCCAGAACAAUGGCGUCACGUCCCGUCAAAACAAAAUCCGGCAGAUAUUCUGUCAAGAGGGCUUAAACCGCGGGAAUUUUCAUCUUGCUACAUGUGGUUAUAUGGUCCACUAUUUUUAUAUCAGCCAAAGCCGCUGUGGCCAGCUCCCUUCAAAAGGGAAUUAAUUGUUGAAGAUAACACGGUGGUGCUUGCUUUAUCAACACAACAACCUACUAAUGAGCAUGCAUGGGUCUACUCGAUUCAUUCAAGAAAUUUAUUUACUCAUGUCCAAAAGGUUGUUGGAUAUGUACUUCGUUUCACAAAAAACGCACGGAAACCAAAAGAAUCAAGACCAGAGACCAUGCAGCUUUCACCGAUGGAGCUCGACGUAGCACUUAAGAUAAUAAUACGUCAAAUCCAGGCCUCCGAUUUUUCUGAUCUAAGGAAAAUGCUAGUUAAGGACGAAUUUGUGCCAAAAACUCAUAACCUCAGUUCACUAACUCCGUUCGUAGAUGAAGAAGGGGUAAUACGUGUUGGCGGACGGCUAAGCUCUUCAACACUGCAAUUUGAUGCCAUUCAUCAAAUGAUUUUACCAAGCAACGAUCCACUAGUAAAGUUGUUGGUAGAAAAAAUACAUAAAGACAAUUAUCAUUGUGGCGCCCAAGCAUUGCUGGCACAAGUGAGGCAGCGUUUUUGGCCCCUCAAAGGAAAAAGCUUGAUGAGAGCUGUAAUACAACAAUGUUUAAGAUGCAGAAGAGCAAGGCCAAUUGUGUACCAUCAAAUCAUGGGACAUUUGCCUGGACACCGUGUGCAACCAGCUCGACCAUUUCUCAGCACUGGAGUUGAUUAUUGUGGCCCAAUAUGGGUUCAUUACAAAACAAGAGGCAAGCGUCCACAAAAGGCGUAUAUCGCUGUCUUUUGCUGUUUUGCAACCAAGGCCGUACACUUAGAACUUGUGACUGAUCUGACCACAGAUGCAUUCAUUGGAGCAUUAAAACACUUCAUAGCAAGACGAGGACGCUGUAAAACGUUAUACUGCGACAAUGCGACCAAUUUCGUUGGAGCGAAAAACAAGUUGCAGGAACUUACUGACGUCAUCUACGCUGAUCGAGCGAGGGAAUCAAUUGCAGGAAUGUGCAGUACGAAAGGCAUAGAAUUUCACUUCAUUCCACCAAGGUCACCACACUUCGGCGGGUUAUGGGAGGCAGCAGUAAAAUCUGCCAAAUAUUUGCUGGUCAAAAAUGUUUCAACAGCAUCACUUACAUAUGAAGAGCUUGAAACUGUCGUUAUUGAAGUUGAAGCAGUGUUGAACUCGCGACCCCUUAUUCCUAGCUCAUCAGAUGCAAACGAUUUGAACGCAAUAACUCCAGGUCAUUUUUUAAUAGGUGAAGAAAUCACUUCAAGCGUUGAUGUGCAUGCACGUGACUCUAAAGAAAAAUUACUUAAACGCUGGCAACUGGUAUCAGAGCUAAAACACAGUUUUUGGCAGCGCUGGACUAAGGAGUAUCUAAGCGAAUUGCAACAGCGCCACAAGUGGAAGGGUCCCAUCACCAACAUACAGACCAAUACGAUGGUAAUCCUUAAAGAAGACAAUGUCCCAGUUCUGCAAUGGCCUUUAGGACGCAUCAUCAAAGUUUACAAAGGCGAAGAUGGUUUAGUGAGAGUUUGUGACAUUCAAACAAAAAAGGGAGUAUUUAAAAGACCGGUGCAUAGAUUAGCUCCAUUAUUUCCUGAAGACGAUAAAUUAGAAGAUCCAACAUUUGGAAAAAUGACUGAAAGAAAAAUCGAAUCAGAACAGACUCAAGAAACUCCAACGUCACCUCCCGUGUCGCUUAUCGUAAAAAUUCCAUUAAAUCGCAUCAGAAAGCCUGAAUCAUUAGUCAAUGGGUUAACUCCGACAAAACGAUCAUGUCUGAAUUCCGGGUUGCUGCUCACCAUUAUUACUCUACUCAUUUUGCCACUUGCACUAUGUAGUCCCGUCAAUAUAACAACCUUCAACAACAAACCUGGCAUUUAUUUUGAGCAGCUUAAACCAGUCAAAAUCAUGUCUGCUGAUUGGAAAAUGAUUGUAUAUUUUGACCUUUCCCCAUACCAACAACAAAUGAGCAUUUUAGCUGAUGGAACAAAAAGGUUGAACAAUUUAUGCGACAAGGCAUUGGAUAACACUGCCUGCAAGGUAUUACUCAACUAUUUUGACCGUAUAACGGAGGAACUGCAAAUGGAACUUAAUCUUCUUUCUGUUAGAAAAAGAAUAACAAGAGGAGCUAUAGACAUUGUCGGAAAUUUUGCAAAUUCAUUGUUUGGUGUCCUCGACUCAAACUACGCGGCACAAAUGUCAAGCACAAUAAAUGGUCUUAAAAGGAACGACAAUCACCUGGAACAACUCGUUAAAAAUCAAACGUCACUUGUUGAUUCAACUAUCAAUAUCUUUAAGAAGAAUCAAUUAAACAUGCAUGACAAAUUUGAAGAAAUUGAAAGGCGCAUCAAUAACUUGUUGUAUACAGAUGAGGCAAUAAACGACAUACACGUAACACAAAACAUGCUUAUGUUGUCAAUGCAAAUGCUCAUGAUGGUAUCCAACCUGCAAAGAGUUCACUCAUCAAUUAUGGACGUACUAAUCGACAGUCAUCACGAUAAAAUAAAUCCUCUUCUGCUGACUCCACAACAGCUUAGUGAGCAAAUAAUGAUGAUUAGGGCACAUCUUCCAUCACACCUACAGUUACCUAUCCACCACAAUAACUUACUCGAAGUAUAUAGGCUCAUGAAGAUCAACGGAAUCCUGGCAAAGGGCCAUGUCAUUUUUUGCAUCGACUUAUCUCUCACGGAUCCAAGAGAAUUUCAACUGUUAUAUCUUGUUCCAAUUGUGGCAGCUAUAAAUAACACACUUUUAUCAGUGAAACUUUCAACAGAAUUUCUAGCCAUCAGUCCGCAUCAUGAUGAAUUUCGACCAAUGACACAGCAUCAAGUGGACGCAUGCAUAUCGAUAAGUGACGAAGAGUUAUUAUGUCCAAACAUACAAGCAACAUUUCAUGAAUCGUCAAACGUCAAUAAUUGCCAGAUCUGUGCACCCAAAAACAAAAAGCUUAAGUGUUUCUUGCAAGUUUCCACAACAUCUACAGUGAGUGUUAAAAAGAGGUCGCAAUUUUUCUGUGUGAUUUCCUAUACACCAGUAACCAGAUAG
Molecule: messenger RNA, 6915 nt
Organism: Teleopsis dalmanni
Lineage: Eukaryota; Metazoa; Arthropoda; Insecta; Diptera; Diopsidae
Exons: 2
Coding region: 1-6915 (2304 amino acids)
Biological process (GO): DNA integration
Molecular function (GO): zinc ion binding; nucleic acid binding
Source: RefSeq, a predicted model, not a curated record